AUGAAGGAUUUGCAUAUCUUACCUCUUCUCUCCCUGGUAUCGCUGGCAGCGGGCCACGGUGCUGUUACAAGCUACGUCAUCGGCGGAAAGACAUACAAUGGCUACGACGGGUUCGCGCCAUCGACUUCUGGACCGACCAUCCAGCGGCAAUGGCCCGACUACAAUCCGAUCCUGUCAUCGACCAGCCCUAUGAUGACGUGCAACGGUGGCACAUCAGCACAGCUCUCGGCACCUAUCGCUGCGGGUGACAAUAUCACGGCAGUGUGGAAGCAAUGGACGCAUCAACAGGGCCCUGUGAUGGUGUGGAUGUACAAGUGUGAAGGUGACUUCUCGUCGUGUACAGGAUCUGGCAAGAACUGGUUUAAGAUUGAUCAACUGGGCCUUACUGCGCCACCUCUCACAAGUGCCAACUGGGGCACUGCGGUGGUGUGUAAGAACCUCAAAUGGUCCAGUGUCAUUCCCAAGCAGCUUGCGCCAGGGAACUAUCUGAUCCGCCAUGAACUGCUAGCUUUGCACCAGACCAAUACGCCACAGUUCUACCCGGAGUGUGCCCAGUUGGUGGUGUCGGGUAGUGGUACGGCACUGCCCCCGGCGAACCACAUGUAUAGCAUUCCGACAUAUGCAUCUAUGACCGACCCCGGAGUGAUGGUAAGAACCCCUGUGCUUCAAAAGCUCGUGCGACUGCUUUGCAUCCUGCCGUCAUGCCCUUUCUGGCGUCUUGGGGACUAA
This is a messenger RNA of Sporothrix schenckii 1099-18, 729 nucleotides long. RefSeq names its product cellulose-growth-specific protein. The transcript has a single exon. Bases 1 to 729 code for a protein of 242 amino acids. The record is from RefSeq and is a predicted model, not a curated record. NCBI's taxonomy places the organism in Eukaryota, Fungi, Ascomycota, Sordariomycetes, Ophiostomatales, Ophiostomataceae.